CUGGAGCGGUCGAGCGCUGACAAAUCAAACGUGCGUAGUCGAGCGCGGCAAGAUCGGAAUCAGCCACUCUCCCAGUCAACUCCACUACCCGGCACGACUCAAAUCCCACCGGCCACCGGACGGGAAGCUCCUCCGAGUCGCUGCUGAAGACCAGCUGCCUCUCCGCCGCUUGCACCCGGCAAGCUGCACACCGACGUCACGCGCGCACCAGCGCUGUCGAUCGUGCGAGGGGAUCAACAUCGAGUCGUCCCGUUUGAUGGGCCACGGCGAGCCUGAUGCGGCGGCCGCGGCGGCGUGGGUGACGGUCGAGGAGUGGGGCGGCUCCUCCGGCUCCGCGCUCUCCCGCACCGCCGUCCUCACCGCCUCCGCAUCCUCCCUCACCUCCCACAGGUUCGGAAGCCGGUGGGGGCGGAUCGGCAGCCGCGUGCUCGGCGCCUUCGUGCCCGAGGGCUUUCCUGGCAGCGUCACUCCGGACUACGUCUCGUUCCAGAUGUGGGAUACCUUACAGGGGCUGUCGACAUACAUCCGCGCAAUGUUGUCUACUCAAGCUCUUUUAGGUGCGAUUGGCGUGGGUGAGAAAUCUGCCACAGUCAUAGGUGCCACUUUUCAGUGGUUUCUCAGAGAUUUGACAGGAAUGCUCGGAGGCAUAUUGUUCGCCUUUUAUCAGGGCUCUAACCUUGACAGUGACGCUAAAAUGUGGCGUUUAGUUGCAGACUUUAUGAAUGACCUUGGAAUGUUGAUGGAUCUCUUAAGCCCUUUGUUUCCUUCAUCAUUGAUAGUCAUAAUGUGCUUAGGCAGCUUAUCUCGCUCAUUCACUGGUGUUGCUAGUGGAGCAACUAGAGCAGCAUUAACACAGCAUUUUGCACUUGCAAAUAAUGCAGCUGAUAUAUCUGCAAAGGAGGGCAGCCAGGAGACACUUGCAACAAUGUCUGGAAUGGGACUGGGAAUGCUGUUGGCGCAUGUUACCAGGGGGCAUGAUUUUGUUGUAUGGGUUUCAUUCCUUUCUCUCACAAUAUUCCAUAUGUUCGCAAAUUACAAGGCAGUGCAGUCACUUUCACUCAGUACACUAAAUUAUGAGAGAACUUCCAUUUUGCUGCAUUCUUUUAUGGAAGAUGAUGAAGUUCUUACUCCACAACAAGUUUCCAAGCAAGAGCACAUUCUUCCGUUUUGGUCAACCUGGCGGAAAUUUCUUAGAGUUAAACUUCCACAUGAGCUUGUACACCUAGGUGCUAAAGCCUCAACUCUUACACACUCUGAUAUGUUGCUAAUUGCGAAAACAAGAUCCUACUAUACAAAUGCCAACUACUUUUUGCUGGACAAGGAAGGCAGCGUUCACAUUUUCAUACACAAGCAAGCAGUGGCAACUGAUGUUUUGAAGUCCUUCAUACAUGGGCUCGUCUUAGCACGUCUGAUGCAGAAGAGCAAAUCUUGCCACGAGGAGGCUCACCAAUGGAUGGAUGAGAAAUACAGCACCUUCAUCUCAAAGCUGAAACUGGAAGGUUACUCAACAGAACGGCUUCUCUCACAUUCGAUUGUUUGGAAGGCACAUUGGCUUUACGGUCCAUCGGAUGAGAAGACAAAGACCGAACUGUUACAGAAGAGCAAAGAAAGCACCAGCAGAUGGUGAAACCGAGAAUUGCAGAGAGAAGACAAAAGACUAAAAAUCAUUCAUGUUGCCUAGCUAACUGAUGUUCUCUUGCAAAGUGAUUCCACAUUACUGGAAGUUCACACAUUGUUGAAUUUUCCAGUCCUAGUUUCAUCAAGUUGCACAAAUUCGGCAGCUCCAUUGUAACAGGGCUUGGACUUAUGAAUCUGUUGGUAUUGUUCAAAUCGAGAACUGCAUCACGCAUGCUGUUUUAUUU
Messenger RNA from Lolium perenne, 1862 nucleotides. Its product is annotated as protein root UVB sensitive 3. The record is from RefSeq and is a predicted model, not a curated record. NCBI's taxonomy places the organism in Eukaryota, Viridiplantae, Streptophyta, Magnoliopsida, Poales, Poaceae.